AGGGGCUAUCCGUUCGAGGCGCACUAUGUCACCACCGAUGAUGGAUAUAUCAUCGCCCUCCAUCGAAUCCCUCGACCAUCCAGAGAAUCGCGCCAGAGCGACAUGCUGGGCUCUGUCGACGUUCUCGAUGGCGAGCCGCGCCCAGGGCCGGAACUCCAUGGGGACGAAGGCGCCGAUCGUCGCCCAGUUGUGCUCUUCUGGCACGGGCUACUGAUGUGCUCAGAGGUUUGGGUAUGUUUGCCGGAUCGGUCGCUGAGCCUGCCGAUGGUGCUUGCCGACGCCGGCUUCGACGUCUGGCUGGGCAACUCGAGAGGCAACAAGUACUCGUGCAAGCACACAACCCUCAAGUUCACCGAGAGCCGAUUCUGGGACUUUUCUAUCGAUCACCUGGUUUGCUACGAUGUGCCCAACUCAGUCAAGUACAUAUUAUCUCAAACAGGCGCAGCGUCGCUGGCCUAUAUCGGCUUUUCCCAAGGCUCGGCCCAAGGGCUCGCGGCACUCGCCAUGUCGCCUCAGCUCAACCAGUGCAUCCACCUCUUUAUUGGACUGGCCCCGGUCACCAAGCCCCCGGCACUCACCAAUCGGUCGCUAUUCUCCUUCAUCAACACCUCGCCCGAGAUUAUCUAUCUGCUCUUUGGGCGAAAGUCGCUGAUUCCUUCAUGUGUCUUCUGGCAGUCGGUGAUGACGUCAAGGUACUACGCCUCGUUUAUCGACCAAUGUGUCUGGUUCCUGUUUGGAUGGAAAUCGGCCUUCAUCAACCACAAAGAAGUCGCCUACCAGCACCUUUACUCCUACACCUCCGUCAAGUGCGUUGUCCACUGGUUCCAGAUCAUGCGCACGGGCCGUUUCCAGAUGUACGACGAAAGUCCCGAGGUCUUUGUCCGCCAGGGAAGGACAAGUGCUCCUAUUUCAGUACUCCGUGGCCAUAUUGUCCCAAAGUUCCCGACAGAAAAUAUUAGAACACCGAUCGCGCUAUUCUACGGCGGCCAGGACACGCUCGCCGACAUGAAAUAUGUUCUCAAGGAGGCACCGACCACUGUGUUCUGCCUCCGGGUCGAAGAAUAUGAACAUGUACAUUUCCUAUGGGGUGUUGGCAUCGAGAAAGCUGUCUUUCCGGCAAUCUUGGGUCUCCUGAAUGAUUACGGGAGCUCGAUAGAAACACCAAGCCAGAUGACAGACACUGACGAGAUUCCCGAUCGAGUGGCUCAAUCAUCCGGGACACUGCGGACCGUGUCAUGGAUUUCGCCGCAGCAGAUCUAUGAAGCCGUCAGGAGAGGUCGCGGCGAGCGAAGACCAACAUUACACCAGAGCUGGACUACCCUCAGGAACGAAGGCGGUGUCUCGGAAUCAGGGAGCAACGUUCUAGUAUCCAAUGGCGUUCGAUUUAACGGCAACAUUAGUAUUCGUGAAGAAAUUGCCCAAUCGUAAAAGUCCUAUUGUUUUGAGCCAGGAACAGAUUUUUUCUUUCUGGCCCUGGAUACACGCCCAUCCAUCGCUCUGUAU
Polychytrium aggregatum is the source of this 1503-nucleotide messenger RNA. RefSeq names its product Alpha/Beta hydrolase protein. The record is from RefSeq and is a predicted model, not a curated record. The transcript has 3 exons. NCBI's taxonomy places the organism in Eukaryota, Fungi, Chytridiomycota, Chytridiomycetes, Polychytriales. The annotation marks the transcript as partial.